GGCUGUUGGUCGCGAAAAAUCCAUGGUUGAUGGAUUUAUCGGAUUCUUCGGAGUGUUAGAUGUCGCUUAUGGAUUUCCGUACGAAUCUACCUAAGUGACCCGCCAGCUCUAAUCCUUGGUGCAGUGUAGAUUGUGAAUAUUGGAGACGUGAAAAGAAAUUGGUGUAAAUCAAUCUACAAGAUUGAGAGUGGAAAGAACGUGUCGUAACUGAAACUAAGUUCAAGUUCACUAAAUCAUACACAAACGACGAACAUCAAAAACUGAAUCAAACCAACCGAUCGAAGAUAAUAGAAAAGAUCCAUCAAGCGGGAUGAAACAAUAAUCGUUGAACACCAAACUUUAGGGAUAAAUGUUUUUCUUCGACCUCAUUUAGGAUUGUCGGUUAUGAGCCUCAGUGGAUUAUGUUAAUGUUUCUUUCGACAGUUUGUUUUGAGUAAUGGAAGUUGUCCCACUUUGAAAACAUCUGUGCAGAAGUAUGGAUCCACCAUCUGUGUAGCGAAAUGAUAUGCCGAAUUGGACUUAUAUUUUCUUGAAUCGAUUCUUGAAUUUGAAUGAAGUCCCUCUAGGUCCCAGAAAAAAUAAAUGACAUAAUUUCUUCCGACGUUUCUAUCUUCAUAUGAUUAUAUAUGUAUAUAAUAUUGAACUCUGUGCAUUUCCGCAUAUUUUCUUCUGAAAAAUCAAUUCCGAUUAACGAUACCCAAUAGAACUCGAACCGGAAUCGAUCAGCUUGGCUAGCUAUAAUCAAUUUUACGCCUUUUUUCUUUCGGGUAGUAAACAGGCACUCGUGUUUUCGGUCACAAGCCGGCUCCAACAGAUUCGUCUUUUUUUUCUGUGACGACCAAACACGUUGCAUUGGCAUAAUAAAAGGUUGUAAUAAAAAAUGGUUAUGAGAAUACAAUAUGCCGCACAUAUAGUGGAUGGAGUUGCUGCUAGUUAGAAAGCGGAUGUGUGGGAAGCGGAUCACUUAAUUGGUUUUACACAGAAUGUAAUUCAUUGUUCUGGGAAAAUUUCCAACGAUGUCAGCCCAUGCAUGAUUUUUUACUUUGUUGAUACGGCCCAGAACAGAUGAAAAUUUAUUCAAUCAUGAAAGAUUCGCCGCCGAGGUAUACGCAGAGAAGAAUGGGAUAAUAUGUCUUCCUUCAUAUGUUGACUUUAUCGGUUCAACAUAAAAUGUGUGUCUGCCUACGGCUAUGUCAUAUAUUUGAAAGAAGCCAACAAGAUCAGCCCAACAGCAUCGUGAAAGGAUAUUCGUUAUCUCGUGCGUGUGGAGUGUCUGGCGCACGGUGAAAUAAAAGGCAAUUUAUGUGUGCGGAAUGAUGCGGGAAAUCUAUCAUGAUAACAUAAAUUGGAUUCCACUAAGUUUAACAAAACGAUUUCCAAUACCUGUGAACUGUGCCCUCGAUGGGCAGUGGCAUCUCAGAGUGCAGUGAUAACUUUAGUGUUUAAAAAACAGAGCCAAACAUGAUGAGAGAAACGCAAUUUUAUUACGAGCGACUUACCUUCGCCAGCAUCGAGCUGAAUCUGCUUCUUAAAAACGUAACCUCGUUGCAAACGUAUUCCCGGAAUGCAAGCUUGAACGGUGGAUCCAACUCCGCGAAUGUGUCCUUCGACGGCCCGAACGGGCCUUAUGUGAAUAAAACCUCUCUCGAGUAUCCAGACGAUCAGUUCAACUACGAAAUACGGGACUCGCUGUGGAUUGUGAUACCGAUCAGCAUCAUCUAUUCGACUAUUUUCGUGAUCGGAGUACUUGGCAACGUGAUAACAUGCAUCGUGAUAUCCAGGAAUAAAUCGAUGCAUACGGCGACGAACUAUUAUCUGUUCAGCCUGGCCAUUUCUGACCUGCUACUACUGUUGUCUGGCGUACCACAGGAAAUUUACCUAACCUGGUUUCGAUAUCCGUACCCGUUCGAUAACAACGUGUGCAUACUCAAUGGAUUCGCCGCCGAAACAUCCGCCAAUGCAACCAUCCUUACGAUAACAGCAUUCACAAUAGAGAGGUACGUUGCGAUUUGCAAACCAUUUCUAUCCCAUACAUUAUCGAAACUCUCUCGAGCGAUUCGUUAUAUUCUUGGCAUUUGGGUGAUAGCCAUGUGCCUGGCGGUGCCGCAGGCGCUGUCACUCCAAAUUGACGAACAAUUCAGCACUUGUACCGUGCGGCGCGAUCAGCAGCAACACGUUUUCACCAUAUCGGCGGUGAUUGUUUUCGUCGUGCCAAUGUGUGUGCUAACGGUCCUGUACGUCCUGAUUGGGCUGCAGCUUCGCCGUCCGAAGGUAAUGAAGAACCGGAGAACUCAGCUCGGGAGCAGCGUGCGUCUGAAGCGCAGCAUCUUUAAGAAAAAAUCCCAACGGACCGCCGUGACAAUCAACUAUCCAACCGACAGCUCGCCUCAACACUGUAGCGAAAGUAUGCUCACAUCGUUCACACAACAACAACAGCCUUUAAGGGCUCAUCAUUCCCUACCCAUCAGCGGCAGCAGCAGCGUGGGCCGUAAAGAAGCAGGAAGCUUUAACGAACGCCUCACCGCCAACAACAAUGUACAUCUUGUCGUGGAGCAGACGUAUUCGCCCUCCUCUGAAAAUGGACGGAUUAACUAUCCCAGUCGAGCGCAGUAUCACAGUACAAAGCGUGUGGUAAAAAUGUUGGUUGCUGUUGUCAUUGCAUUUUUCCUCUGUUGGGCGCCAUUUCACGCCCAAAGACUGUUCGCGGUGUAUGGUAACGAUCAAAAUCACCACCAAGCAAUACAAAUAGCGUAUCAAAUACUGAACUACACCUCCGGAAUUUUUUACUUCAUGUCGACCUGUAUCAACCCAGUGCUGUACAGCAUAAUGAGCCACAAAUUCCGCGAGGCCUUCAAGGAAACAUUAGCUACUUAUUUAUACCGCCGUUCUGGUCUUCCACUAAGACAGCAUAUGUUUUUUAGGAAUGUCUCACUGCGCUCAAAUUCCAAUAAUUCGCAUUCGAUGAACACGUGCUGCUCAUCGGCUGGCUACACAUCUUAUGGCGGUGGCGCGAAUUCAGUGCCCCCCAGCAAUGACCCUGUCGACGCUUGCACAAAUCAGCACUAUCUCCGCUACCUGGAGCCCGACUUGGCGCGGCUGAGGCGUCCCGUGGUGGUAUCGUUCCGGAAGAUUCCUCACGACACGGGUGGGGUCGGACAACGACAGGAAAUUUUCCAUCUGAAUGAAUACCACACCAGAAAACGAUCCAUCAAGAGUGUUCAUGAGACCAGUUCGGUGCCAUCUCGCCGGUGUUUCCACCUACGCAAGCUAACGCAAUGUACCGAUAUUUGUUGGAGCAAAAGAUAUCUAGAUUCAGGGAGUCUCUCUACGCCAAACUGCAUCAGAAGCAGGAGCAGCUUCGCGGGACCAAGCUGGUUACCAAUCGAGAACAAUAAAUGCAGAAUUCAAACACAAACGAUCCAACAAGAUGACAUUUCCGAAGGCAUUUUUAACAAUUGCAACGGCAAUGAAAAUUGUACUAUGACAACAAGUGUCACCAUCGAAAACAUAUCAACUCCCCUACAAAAAUGUGAAUACGACCUGUAUCCUCACUUGAGGCAUAUGAAUCUUCUAUCGAAUCCAGACAUCAGAGAAAGCUCAUCGGGGACACAAUCUGCAAACGACAAGCGAGACGCAUGUACUUCACCAACGAAAAAUACUCAUCAGCCUCCGAGGACAGAAUUUUUCACCAUCUCACAACUCACAGACCAAAACAUAUCCUCUAACAAAAAGCUCUUCCGGGUUGUCGACGCUGUAAGCUUCGACGAUUCGAUCAAAAGUACGAAAGCACACCACCAGUGGGGCCAUCUCAGGGAUGCCACCCCCACUCAGCUGCGGGGAGCUUUGGUUAGGAAAAGCCACAGCUUUCCAUCGAUCCAUGCGCCGCACGGACAGUAAAUACGAACGAGCUCCGUUUUGUGGCACUACAUAUCAAAGAACGCACAAUUGAUGUGACCCUGUAGAGAGGCGAUAAAUCCAAACCAAAAGGGUUGUCUGUGCCAUGAGUUAAUCAGCAGUUCAAGUAGUGGAUAAUAAGCAAUAAAAUGAAACAGUUCGUUGCCAACGAUUUGUAACUCAAAAGCGAUUGAAAAUAUAUUCGCCUCUGGUAGAUACAUUAAAAUAGAGUCGAUUAGCGUUGAAUUUUAACACAUUUUAACUAUCUGUUAUACUGUGAUUUUAUGAAUUAUUUAAAUUUAAUUCAGAAUGUUCGUUUAAUAUUAAAAUAUUUAUAA
Molecule: messenger RNA, 4232 nt
Organism: Toxorhynchites rutilus septentrionalis
Lineage: Eukaryota; Metazoa; Arthropoda; Insecta; Diptera; Culicidae
Product: pyrokinin-1 receptor-like
Exons: 7
Coding region: 1462-3897 (811 amino acids)
Biological process (GO): neuropeptide signaling pathway
Cellular component (GO): plasma membrane
Molecular function (GO): neuropeptide receptor activity
Source: RefSeq, a predicted model, not a curated record